AUGAAUUCUGAAUUAUCAAAAGAUGAAAGUGAAUAAAGUGAUAUGUAUGUGGAAUCAUAAUUUGAUGAAUAUAAAAAGGAGGUUAAGAUUGAAGGAUUUGCAUUGGAGGACAAAGUUUAAUUUUACAAUUUAAAUAUGAAUGAGCCAUUAGACAUGAAAUCUCCUUCUGAAACUGUAUAUUAAAUUAUAAAUUUUAGAUUCAAGAGAUUAUAUUCACUGAUGAGAGAUUAGAAGUCUAAGGAUAGGGAUUAGUGAGUAGUUUGUUAAAUUAAAAUAAAUUUGUCAAUAUUAAGCUUCUUGAUUUAUCAAAAUGUAAACUUUAUUAAAUACCAGAUGAUGUGAAGUAAAAUGUAUCAUAAAUGUAGAUAAAUGAUAAAUUUACAAAAGUUGUAUUUGAGUUCAAAUAUGUUAGUAAACCUACCAAAUUUUUUGGAAUCUUUAAAAUUUUUAGAGAUUUUAGAUAUAUCAUUUAAUUAACUAUAAAAUUAUAUUAUUUGUUUGGAACGUUUAAAUUAACUAAAUCUAGCUUGUAAUUAUAUAAAAUAGCCGUAUUUGGGGAGAUUAGAUUUAUUAUGCAUAUAGAUGAAUCCAAUAAUAUAAUUACCAAAACAAUUUAAUAAAGCAUUAAAAAAUAUGAAUUAAUUAGAAUUUGAUUGGUUUAAAUAUUGCAAACCUACUUUACCAUUGAAAUUAAAUUUUAAGAAAUACCCAUGGAUUUAAGAGAGAUUAAUAAAUGCUUUAUAAAAAUAAGCUUUAGGUUUUUAAGAAUUCAUAUAACUAUUAAGUUAGAAUGAACAGAAUUAUAGUAGUACUGAUUAUAAAGAAAGAAACUUAUUUUGUUAAGCAGGUAUGAAUGAUGAAAUAGGAGUUUUAUAUUGUUUAAAUUAGAUUAUACCUUAAGAUAUCAAUAAAACUGAUUUUGACAAUAAUACACCUUUAUCAGUAUGCUAUUUAGAAGGCAAAAUGAGGUUAUUUUUUAUAAUAAUAAAGAUCAGUGAGUAUUUUAAAGGCUUUCGGUGGUAGAUUUUCACUUAAUAUCAUUCAUUCUAUAAGUUAAAGAGCAGAUGUGUAGAAUUUAAAGUUUCUUUUAGGAAUCAAAGAGCCUCACUCAUAAUUAAGAAAAUCUAAUGUUUAGCACCCAAUAAAUGAUGAAUCUUUAGUAAUGAUGAGAAAUUUAGAUGGUAAUACUCCAUUACAUCAAUUAAUGAUGCAUUUUGAUAAACAUGAGUAAAGUUCUGAAUUUGCUUAAAUAUUAUUAUUUUAUGGAGCAGAUCCAAAUGUUGAAAAUUAUGAAGGAUAAACACCUCUUGAUAUGGCAAUUAAAAAAUAAUAAUUAAAAGGUCUUAAAUUUGGAAAUGAUUUCAAUAUGUCUAAUAAUGCUGAUUUUAUUAAUAAAAGAUUCUUUGAUUUUUAUCAUUAAUCAACUAUUACUGGUUAUGGACUAUGUCAUACAGCUGUAAAUGUUGGAAAUAUUGAAAUCUUAGAGUUUCUUAUUUCAAUCAAUGCAGACUUUUUUGCUAUUAGUAAAUCUAACAAAUUACCUAGAAAUUUGGCUAUCUAAAGUUUAGUCGCUUUAAAGAAUAUUCGAAAACUUGAAAAAAGAUAUAUUCUGACAAGUGUUAUUAAAGAAAAAUCACUAUUAGAAUAAUAAGAAAAGUAUAUUUACUUAAUUAAUUAGAAAUGUAUAUUAAAUGAGACAUCAAAUAGAAAAGAAUAUGGUUUAAAGACAUCAUAAUAUGAUCUAAAAAUAUGCAGAUUAAGAAGAAAUUGAAGACAAUCAAUCUAUGGAAAGUUAUAAUGAUUUUAGUCUUUAAGUUGGAAGUGAAUGUACUGUAAGAGAAACUGUAGCAGAAUCUGCACCAAUAUUCAAAAAAUAAUUAAAUUUAUAGAAAGAAUAAAAUUCUUCUGUUUAAUAGAAUAUUGAAUAAUUAUCAUCUUAAGAAUUUACUGACUAUUAUCCUGAUAUAUUAAAACUAUUAAGAAGUGGAAAUAUUGAAACUGCCAUUAAAAAAUUAGAUAAUAUUUUAUAAUAAGAAUUUAUUAGUGUGGCUGAAAGACUCAAAUGUAAAAAUCAAUUGUCUCUAUUGAAAUUAAAAUUCAAAUAAAAAAAUGUAUAGUUGAAAUCUACGUUUGGCUAAGAUGUAUAAUUAAUAUUGAAUGAAUAUCAAUUUAAAUCAUUAAAAACUGAAUUUAGAAGUAUAUCAUUCUAAAUAUCAUAGAUAAGUAUUUUAAAUAAGUUCAAACUAUACUUAAUGCUGAUAUUGAAUCAGAAAUUUCAAAAGCAUUAAACAUAAUCUCAAGAUAAAAAAUCAUAUGUUCAUCAUUUAACUUAAAUAGAGAUCUAUUGGUAUAAGAUCUAUCUCUAAUAUCUGAUCUUAGAGCAAGAUUGAGUACAAAUCUAGUCUAUGACAUAAAUAACUAUGCUUCUCACUUAUUUUCUACAUAAAAUUAACUAUAUCUAUGGCUCUACAGUUGCUUUUCAAAAAAACAAAAAAUAUUAGUUUAAACAAGUUUUUUUAAUCUACAAAACUUUGAAUAUCUUCAAUUGAUGAAAUUCAAAAAGAAGAGAGUGUUUAUUGGAAAAACUGAUGAUCAGGCUCUUGAAAAAGAUAUGGAAGAAUAAAAUUAUGUUCCAAUAAACUAGAUAAUUAGUAAUAAUAAUCUGUUUUGUAACAGUAGAAGACAAUGAAGCAAC
Molecule: messenger RNA, 2695 nt
Organism: Paramecium sonneborni
Lineage: Eukaryota; Ciliophora; Oligohymenophorea; Peniculida; Parameciidae
Source: the annotation of a GenBank genome assembly